Messenger RNA from Haliotis rufescens (red abalone), 8273 nucleotides. Its product is annotated as transcription factor Dp-1-like. Gene Ontology annotation, molecular function: DNA-binding transcription factor activity, RNA polymerase II-specific; RNA polymerase II transcription regulatory region sequence-specific DNA binding. NCBI's taxonomy places the organism in Eukaryota, Metazoa, Mollusca, Gastropoda, Lepetellida, Haliotidae. Gene Ontology annotation, cellular component: transcription regulator complex; nucleus. The record is from RefSeq and is a predicted model, not a curated record. The transcript has 12 exons. Bases 380 to 1816 code for a protein of 478 amino acids. Gene Ontology annotation, biological process: regulation of cell cycle; regulation of transcription by RNA polymerase II.
CCAAUCAAUGCAGAGUUAUGGCGGACGCCGCCAAGAUCGUUUUGUUGGGGAAAUGAGUGAAGUUUAUCGAAGUCAGAAUAAGCGAUCAAAACAUAACAUAUUCGAUCAGGUUCCCGAAAUGGGAACCGUUUGAUCUUUGGACGUGAUUGGUGUGACCAAUGGGUCCAGAUGGCAGCCUGACUACGAUAUGUAUGCCAACAGAUCAAAGAAAAGCCUGAUCAAGUGGUGAUCGGUCGCCAUUUUGUUAGUGAAAUUUAAACAAGAUACCCUGUCAAUUAGGACAGUUUUCGAGUUAAUGAGAUAUUAUUGUUGAUCGUUGUGUAGUGCACAAGGAGGAGGGGUAAUCGCUUGUCAAGCAAGUGACUUCGAUCGCCAGGAGAUGUCUGCUAGUUCGAAUACGACGCUCGCCAGCCUCUGGGUUGAUGACGGUCAAGCCAGUCCAGUGAAACUUACUGCAGUCACUCCAACCAAGUCAGGGAACCUGGAGCUCAAAGAUGAUCUUACAAAAUUCUACAAGGAUACAGGCUUGGAAAGCUAUGCUAAAGAGACUGGUAUCAUUGAUUCUCAUGGUGAACUGCGAGGAUUUAAAGACCAUAAAACCCCGAUACUUGUUGCGGUGCCCAUCGCCUCUCCAGCUAAGAUGUCACCUUACAAAGUAGAGCCACAGUUGCUUCCUAAAGCCAUCAAUGCACAAGGGUCUCCACAUAUGAUUGCGUCCAGUCCUCGACAUAUGAUGCAGGUUGAUCCUUCCUCACCCUGGUCAGCCAAGAAGCGAGGAGCAGGGGAGAUAACUAUAGAAGCUGAUUAUGGGGACAAUAAACGGGGGAAGAAAGGAGAAAAGGGCGGCAAAGGUUUGCGGCAUUUCUCCAUGAAAGUCUGUGAGAAGGUGCAGAAGAAAGGAGUGACAUCCUACAAUGAGGUGGCCGACGAGCUGGUGGCGGAGUUCACAGACCCACGCAACAUGUCACUCCCCCCUUCUGACCAAGUUAAUGCAUAUGAUCAGAAGAAUAUCCGGCGGCGAGUCUACGACGCUCUCAAUGUCUUAAUGGCAAUGAAUAUUAUUUCUAAAGAGAAGAAAGAAAUCCGGUGGAUAGGCUUGCCCACCAACUCAGCUCAGGAAUGCCAGAAUUUAGAGAUGGAAAAACAACGAAGGUUAGAACGGAUAAAGCAUAAAACACAACAGUUGCAAGAACUUAUUUUACAACAAAUAGCAUUUAAAAAUUUGGUGCAAAGAAAUCGGGAGUUGGAGAAGACGCAAGGCCCCCCUGGGUCUAAUUCUGCAAUCCAGCUGCCGUUUAUCAUCGUGAAUACAAGUAAAAAGACAGUCAUUGAUUGCAGCAUAUCAAAUGACAAAUAUGAAUACCUGUUUAAAUUUGAUAACACAUUUGAAAUUCACGAUGACAUCGAGGUUCUAAAAAGAAUGGGAAUGGCAUUUAACCUGGAGAAAGGCCAGUGUACAUCUCAAGACAUAGUGAAAGCUGCUCGCAUGGUUCCCAAGGCUCUGGAACCCUAUGUUAUAGAAAUGGCUCAGAAUGCUCGUGCCCUGCCUUCCAGUUCUGCUGCAAUCCGCCCAAUAGACCCCAUGGCAGUCAGCCAACAACAGGCCAGGUAUCGUCAGGCAACAGCAGCUCAGUCCUACCUCAGUGCAGGCGACACCGAAGCGGAAGUAGCCGCCAUGACUGCCGCCGCUCUAUCUCGACAGUCCAGUCUCGGUUCAUCCGACGUGCAUUCUCGGACAGCCACCGAAACACCGUCGGAAAACUUCUCCGACGAAGAAAGUGACAGUGAUCGGUCCAGCCCAGUUGAUAUGGGUUAAGGCAAACCAAGUGAAUUGUGUGGAAGAGAUGAGCAAUAAAUGUGCAGCUGGCAGUUGUAUUGUUGCCAUGGUGACAGAGACACACGUGUGCUAUGAUUGCGUCUCAUCGACCCUUGACAAAAGGGUCGUUCUUCAGCAGCAAAUGGCGAAAUCUAGAAAACAAUUAAUGCUAUGGUAGCUAAACGUCACUCCAAACAAUUUGACCAGACACAAUGGAGAAGUGACAAGUCAUCUCCAUGUGAAUACUGUCUUGUCAUUGAGACUUUCUCAGGUCGUGCUUCUGGAACUUGCUUAAUGAAGAGGUCAAGAUUAAUUUAGUUAGUCAUUUGCAAAUUUUGACACCCAUACAUGAUUGGUUAAUUUAUACUGAUUUUGCUGAAAAUCUAAAUUUUUAAGUCAUUUUGGUUUGUGGCCAAGUAUAUAAAUAUUUGAUUUGAAAUUAAUAUAACUUAUCUUAUUCUUAAGUAUUUUAGUUAUGGAGGCAAUUUUUUAUCAGACUUACUAAUUUGGUAGCUUCCAUACCUCAAGUGUUCAGUGGACUAUCUUUCAUUAUGUCAGUGGAAGAGUCAAUUGUAGUCAUUAGGGGUGAUAGAUUUGCAGCUUUGUUUGACAUAGGACAGUGUGCAGUAGUUUCACUGUGGAGUGUUUUUAUCUAAAAUGUGAUAGUGAUGGUCUACACUCUAUAGUGUUUUAGAAACACUUGGUUAGUGUUAUAACUAUCUGAUUUUCUACCAGUAGAUUUUUUUUGUCUAAAUGUUAUUUAUGGUAGUAUAAGUUGUUAAAUUAAUGAAGUUUGUCUGCAGAAACUAAUAUUCUGUUGCUGGUUAUUUUCCAGUUGUCAUGGAAACUGGUUGAAAUUAUUUGUUUCCGCCAAACUGAUCGUGUUGUUAAUCAUGGGUACUUUUUUUCCUUCAUCAUGACAAAUGUCAGUAUUUUCCAUGUUUAAUAGGCAUAACAUUGGACUAAACAAUUGUUUGAAAUUUAACAUAUUCAUAUUUUAACUAUGGCUCAACUGGUAUGGUUGAAAAUUGCAACCAAUAUUUGUCUAUUUGGAGUUUAAAAUGUAGGACAAUUUUUACAAAUGUUACUUUGAAAUAUAAUUAUUGAUAAGAUCCAGCUUAGUGUCUGCACAUUAGGACCCCCCCUCUCUGACAAUUUGAAAAACUUGGCUCAUGCUAACAAGUGUGACAUUCUGUAUAACAAUGAUAAGAUGUGACUUAAGGCAAACCAACAUUACAGUGUUGUACAUAUUUGUAUAUUUGACACAGUACAAAUUUCCUAUAUAUUUUUACAAGAACAUUUCACAAGUUACCCUGGUUACUACAAGUACCUCAACAGCGUGAUUCCAAACACUAUAUCCUUAGAGGUGCUAUUGUUAAAGCUUUGUGGCUUUAAAUACAUGGAAAACAAACUGACUCAUCUAUGCACUGAUAACUUGUGUAGGCUCUAACUAUUCUAAGUGGCUGUAUGGUGGCCUAGAGGUCACAUCAUCUGACCAUUAUGCAGGAAAACCAUGUUCGAUUCCAUUUGUAUAAAAUAGUAUCCCUGCUCUCAGAGAUCUGGAAGGUCGGAGUAGACUCUGAGAAUCUUCUUGUCAUGUCUUGAAGACAAUCUGAAUUUUAUGGUAAUUGCCUUUUAUGACAUACCACUCAAUUUAACUCAUACACUUGAGUAUUAAUGAAACGGGCAUAGACGAAUGAAUGCAAAUGGCUGCUAUAACCUACACCGUUGGAGAUAACAUCUCUCAGGCCUCAAAGUUACGACUAAAACGGUCGCCAAUUCAACCUAAAUUUCAAUUUGUCUACUGUCCAAAAUCUAAUGACUACCUUGAAAAUAUCUUGUGGCAACUAAAUUCUAUUGCUUCACAUUUGAAGACACAAAAAUAUAUAACAGCUAAAUGUGGAAAACAUGUCGGCUAAUAAUUGUACUUGCGUAUAAGUCCUGCUAAAAUCGACAAUGAACAGAAAUACAUAAAUAUUAAUGUAAUUAGUAUCUUAUUCAGUUGACAUUGCUCAUUGCAUAAGCACAGAUAUACCUAUAUAAUCUUGUAACAUAAAUUGCAUCAUUGUUGGAGUCCCAAGUUACAAAAAUCAAGUACAGUUUCCACUAAUAUACAAUUCCAAGACUAAUGCUAUAACUGGUACAUAUUAUAAUAGUUAUUUGAUAAAAGAUAAUUUUAUAUGCUUUUGGCUACCUACAAUAUUGGCUCAACUUCUUGAUUUUACCACUGGCUACUCGGAAAAAUGCUUGUAGCCAUAUGGCUACUUGGGAAAUUUUUUAACUUUGAGGCCUGUCUCAUUAAAACCAGGCCAUGCUCCCAGGCAGAGAAAACAAAGUGAUUACCUUAUAGAUUUGAACACUUGAGAAUAGGUCAGUGCCAUGUUGCUGGUAAGGGAUAACUUAAAUUAGGAUAGGUUGUCACAGUGCAUCUCUUUACUGAUCAUCUGUUCCAUGCAGUGUUUGAAAUAAUAUUAAAACCGAACAAGACAGUCGGGCAGGUGACUCAUAAAUGUUUCCUGCCCAUCUUCAAAGUUACCUGGGAGAGGUCGUGUAGCCUGGUGGUUAAAGCCUUCGCUCGUCACGCCGAAGACUGCGGUUCAAUUCCCAACAUGGGUACAAUGUGUGAAGCCCAUUUCUGGUGUCCCCCGCCGUGAUAUUGCUGGAAUUUUGCUAAAAGCGGCGUAAGACCAUACUCGCUUGCUCACUCAAAGUUACCUGCCCGCAUUCAGGUAAAACAUUGCGAAAAAUAAAGAGACAGAUCGCGUCUUGAUUCAGGUGAGAUAAUGCUAACAAUUACUUGAGAAUCUACGAGGAGUUAUAUAAAACUGAAGAUGUAAGUAGGUUUAAAUUUAUCUGCCAGACAUUCGGGCAGGUCGAGGAAAAUUUCAUGAAGCCCGACAGAAAAGUUAACAGCCACGACAUGAUUCCAUUUCGGACAUGGUUCCAUGCAAUCUAAUCAUGCCUGUCCCAGACUCAACAAAUAUUGCAGACACUGUUUUAAGGCAACAUUAUUAUAUUUUCCAAGUUUUAAAUGUUUCAGUGUGGCCCAGGAUGUGAAAGUGGCAGAAGCCCUCACACUUGGAAUAUUUGAUUAGUCUGGCUAUCAGGCAGGUCUUGGCUAAAUCCAGAACUGUAGCCAGACCCCCGAGUCAUGCAGACCAACUGCUGAAAUCCACUCAGCUUCAAUGAAUUAUGUGAAAUUUCAAACAAAUGUUUUUUUGCAUCUCAAAUGAAUGACACAUGUUUCUCACUAAUUAGUUAUGCAGUUUUGAUUGUUAUGAUGUUUCAUCAUAUGAUAAUGAUGAUUAUGUGUAUUUUACUCAACAUGUGAAGUGAAUGGGCUUUAUCAUUAAGCUGCCCCCCCAAACUUGGAAAAAACUUUGUACUGGGGCAACAUGUUUGUUUAAACUGGUCACUAAAUCAAAGACAAAAGAUGCAAUUUGGAAAGCAUUUAUGACUUGUACAGUUUUCCUUCAGCUCAAAAGGGGUAAGCUCACAUUGAGGACUUCUUACAGCAUUUAUAAGGAGUACAAGGACACAUUACUAUUAAUAAUUGUAUUAGCUGUUUAUUUCAGAAGAAAUAUUUCAACCAAAAUGAUUAUAUUUGGACUCCCUUCUUUAGCCUGCAACAUUUGUGUUUUUUGUACAAAAGAAUAUUUUUCCCUUUUCAUUUCAACAUCAUGCUGAGCCAAGCUGAAAAGAAAUUAACAUUUAUCAAUGCGAAAUUUAAUCAUGUUUUAAGAGGUUGAUAUGUAAAUCCUCCGUUAAAUUUCUUGAUGUUGAAUAUAUUUAACAGUGAAUAUAUGUUACUGUCUUGCAGGAAUCAAGGCUAAAUUAGGAGAAUAUUUUAAUUCAGUUAUGUUCAUAUUUCUACUUAAAUCACUGACUCAGUUUCAUAUCCAGCUCAACAGGGGAUACUGCCAUGGGAAGGCCUGAAUGUGUUCAGAGAUAUAGAGUACCUUCUUCCUUUCAACUGAUUGAAUCAUUCUUGCAUCAUGAUACAUUAAAUUUGAUCUAUUUUACAAUUCUCUGAAUGCUGACAAUUUCUAUAUUCAUAAUGCUUCAUAUAAUUCUUUAGUCAGGCGUUUUGUGAUUCAGUUAUCAAAAAAAUGAAAGAAAAAUCAAAAGUUUUAAUGACCAAACCACCAUUAACUUGAGUAAUUAUUAUUCCUUGGGUUUUAACAUUAGUUGUUAAAUAUGCAAUUGGUCCACAUUUAGUGUUGUGUUGAUAAUGGACUGAAACACGACAUCACCUUUUAGAACAUCCUGGUUUAAAUUUGAUAAAUAAAGGUUUAUUUGGUUUAGUCGAAAUUGAUGUGAUAGAGAUAACAUGUAACUGUUUUUUAAUGGAAAAUAGAAGGACGACAUCAAAUAUUUUGCUGUAACCAAGUGUAUUGGUUAAUAGUUUAAUUUUCUUACAAUCAACCUUUGAGAUUCAUGUUUAUAAGGUGAAGUGUUCUUUCAGCCCGUUAGGAAGGGUGGUUUAAUGGGGAGUAUGUUAAUGAACUAGCUCUAAGAAAUGGUGCCUUGAUAAUAUAUAUAUAUAAAUAUAUAUAUAUAUCCGGCGUUGGUAACUAUAGCAAGUUGUCAUAAUUACCAUGAAUCAAUCAUUUUGUACAUAAACAUUCAUCACAAGGCAUAACGACCACCAUUUACCAUCAUUGUCCUUAGCCCCUAAGCAAAUUUGAUGUAUAGUAUAUUUAAUGACUAUUUUUCACUAUUUCAACUAUACAACUUGUGUGAUAGAGAGGUGAACUGCAACCAUUGCCAUUCCUACUCUAAAGUUGUGAAUACUUGAUAUUAAAUUGUUUUGCAAUUGCCAAUGAAGAUUUUUUUUUAUCAUCCAGUUAACUACAGGUGGAGUAUAUUAAUGCUGGACAGAAGGGCAGAGGUGUACCAGUACUUGGUACUGGUUUGUCUCUAGGUUUGGUUCUCCAGGUUGGCACAUUGAUAAAAGCCAUUAGUCACCGUGUGUCUGCAGAAGUAGUCAUGGCUUCCAGUUCAAGCCUAGUGACGAAGUGGAAAUACUAGUUAAGCUAGUUACGUUAUACUUGUCUGAUAUUCACAGCGGACAAUAUGGAUCUAUCUCAUGCUGUCAACCCACUAAGGUAUACAAGCUUGUCCACAGUUUGGAAUAACUCCAUAUAAUUAACAGAUCAGUAGCUGUAUUGGAACUAGCUAGCAAUGAUUAACAGUGUAAUGAUUUGAUUCACAAAAACAUUGUAUGUCAAGGCUGAAAGGUUUUGCAUGUUGCUCUCCAGCGCCCAGUUCCCUAAAGAGAUUUUUGCGAUCAACUGUGAUCAAUGUAUGGUCAUUGACAUCAUCUAAGGGACUGACCAUUUCAUAUUCUUUCAGGAGUCUGGGAUUUUGUAUCAAGAUUAUCAUUUUUUUAAUUUGAGCUGCAAAACCAGAUAUAUUUUUUUUAAACUACGAGCCUGAAUUAUUUUUGAAAAGAAAAACGCCUUGCAACAAUGUAAAAAAAUUGCAAGCAAUAUUUUCUGUUUUUCAAAGUUCUGAAGUAUAAUAAUUCUUUUCACGAAUGUUUAGGGACAAUUUUAUUUUUUCAAUAAAAUCCCAGGCACUCCCCAAGAAUAUCAAUUGGUUGGCCCUAAAGCACAUAGAUUGAUUUGUGGAACUGUGCUGCACUUGCACAUCUGGUGCCUGUUCCCCAAUACAUCUUUGUGCUGACUAUUGUGAGACUAUUGUGAAGCCUGGGAGGUCAGACCUGGUUGCCAUUGACUGGAGUUGAUUCAAAACUAUAUUCGUCCUGAUAAAUAACAUGGAUCAGGCACCUUAAAAUGCAGAUGGGUUUAACAAAACAUUGACCUGCAAGCAUUAUAUUCUGUUAUGUGUGCGGUUUAAAUUAUCCUACAAACACUAUGAAUGCAGUUUUCUUAAGAAUGGGCCUGGAUGUGUCCAACCCGAGUCCUAGUAAGGCAAUUUCUUUUAGCCUAUGACAAGAAUGAGUUUCUUGCCUGCUUUUAAGAGGAUACAUAAGAGUUGAAUUGAAGCUGUUUGAAAGUAUUUCUAUAGUAAAGUAUAGACAAAAGUUGAAUAUAUAUGCAGAGCUACAUGCUAUUGAUUAGUGAAAGAUAUCUAUGUAACAAUUAUCAGCAAAUACGUUUCUUAAUUUAGCUUGAACUAUAAAGGCUGCAUAUUGUGAUUUCAAACGAAGACAUAUUUUCAAUUUCCUUUUUUUCACAAUUGUCAGACAUUAAUCAAGUUUUCACUAUCUUUGAUCUUGAAUACUUUUAGAAUUGUCCUCAUUGUAAAUAGUUCGUCAACUCCAUAAUGUUCGGUUAUUCACAUAUGGCAAAUGGUUUGCAGUCAAGGGAAAACGAUGUCAAUUGGAAGCUACUUUUACGUGUCCACCUCAUUGAAAACAUCACUCACUGUCAUCCAGCCCUAUCACAGACCCGUGUUCUAUGCUACACAUCAUAAACAGCUGUGCAGAUGA